Molecule: messenger RNA, 2321 nt
Organism: Sphaeramia orbicularis (orbiculate cardinalfish)
Lineage: Eukaryota; Metazoa; Chordata; Actinopteri; Kurtiformes; Apogonidae
Gene: chadla
Product: chondroadherin-like a
Exons: 10
Coding region: 1-2313 (770 amino acids)
Biological process (GO): immune response; toll-like receptor signaling pathway
Cellular component (GO): plasma membrane
Molecular function (GO): transmembrane signaling receptor activity; protein binding
Source: RefSeq, a predicted model, not a curated record
AUGGGUUUCUUCUUCGCUGUGAUCUUACUGCCAAUUUUAGUACUAUGUCCUCCCGUGGAAGCCGCCAAAUGUCCCAGAAUGUGCAACUGUGACAGUUCCAAACUCACUGUAGCCUGCGUCGGCAAGAACCUCACAGACAUUCCCUCGACUGUGGAUGAGAUUACUCUCAAACUGGACCUGAAGAACAACAACCUGCAGGUGCUGCCCAGGGGGGCGUUCCUCCACACGCCCUAUCUCACCCACCUCAACCUGCAGAGCUGUAACAUUGUCAAAGUAAAAGAGGGCGCUUUCCGAACCCUGGGCCGACUAGUCUCCUUAAACCUGGCUCACAACAAAAUUGACAUCCUUUAUCAGGAGUCUUUCGAUGGCCUUUCUUCCCUAAAGGAGCUGAAUCUGGAUAAUAAUCGUGUAGAGGAGAUCCAACCAGGAGCCUUCACACAGCUCGGGUUCCUCAACAUGCUGGCCCUCACACAUAACCAGCUGGUUUACAUCCCCAACAUGGCCUUCCAGGGUCUCCACAACAUCAAAUGGCUUCGCCUUAGCCAUAACUCCCUGAACAACCUGGCACCUGAGGCGUUCACUGGCCUGUUCACCCUCAGCCGCCUCAGUUUGGACCACAAUGAGCUGCAAUUCUUUCCCACUCAGACCAUGACCAGACUCCCAGAGGUCACACACCUGGACAUGAGCCAUAACCCAAUGACCUACCUUGGUGAAGACUCCAUCUCCAUGGCAAAGCUUACACACCUCUACCUUGACCACAUGUCCCUUCAGGACCUAUCAGACCAGGCUUUGGGCCAUGCCCCCCUUCUGUCCCACUUGGACCUCAGCUACAAUCAGCUCCGGUACCUGGAGCCGCUGUCAGGGCCCACACAGCUGACCAGCCUCAACCUGACCGGCAACCCAAUCUACUGUAACUGCUUCAUGCGGCCCCUGAGAGAGUGGGCUCGUGUGGGUGGUGUGAAGCUCCUGGGAUCCUGUGUUGGACCACCGCACCUCUCAGAUGAGCUGCUGGAGACAAUGACUGCUCUGGGUCUGCGAUGCCGCCCAGGGGAGACACUGAAGGAGGAGUCUGAGGAAAAUGAUGAGCAGCCAGGAAACACCCCACCCACAGUCAAACCCCAGCACAAAGUCAAGUGUCCAGUCAACUGUGACUGCGAUAUCAAAGCCCAGCAUGCUACAUGUGAGGGCCGGGGCCACACCAAAGUCCCCCGAGGCUUCCCCACUGUGACGCAGCUGCUGGACCUCCGUAGCAACCACUUCCACUACAUUCCAAAAAACAGCUUCCCAGGAACCAGCAAAGUUGUUUCUGUUCACCUGGAGUUCUGCAAAAUCCGUGAAAUAGAAAGUGGUGCCUUCAGGGGAAUGAAAAACCUCUUUUAUUUGUAUCUUUCUGACAAUGACCUCACAUCCUUGGACCCAGAAGCCUUUGUUGGACUGCCUGAGCUCACCUACCUUCACUUAGAAGGGAACCGGCUGAUACAGUUCCCGGGAUCAGCUCUGGCAGCCAUACCAAAUCUGUUCGUGUUACACCUGGAGCGAAAUGCCAUCUCCAAACUAGAGCCCACUGGUUUGCUGUCAUCAGUAACUCCUAGCCUUAGGGAACUUUAUCUGACCAACAACACCAUUUCAUCUAUUGCUAAGGAUGCCCUGGACUCUGCUCUCCUUGGUGUACUUCACCUAGAUUCAAAUCAGCUGACGGAGGUGCCUACCCAAGCUCUUUCUAAGGCUGCUAAUCUGGAGGAGAUCAAUCUGUCUCAUAACUCAAUUCGCUGGGUGGGACCAUACGCAUUCCAGUCGGUAUCUCAAAGUCUGAAGAGGCUUAACAUGGACAAGAUGGACAUGGAGCAGAUGUCUCGAGAUGCUCUGGCAGGUCUAGGCGCAGGACUGAGGGCUCUGACUGUUAGAGGAAACAAGCUACAGGAGGUUCCUGACCUGAGCCUGUUAACUGGCCUGGAGGUGGUCGACCUGCAAGACAACCCCCUGCUGUGUGACUGCCCUCUGCUGCCUCUACGAAGGUGGAUGGAGAACGUGAAUUUGGAGGUUGUUGCCACAUGUAGCAGCCCCCCUGAGCUCAAAGGUCAGAAGGUUAGAGACAUCCAUGUCUUUAAGUCCUGCCCAGAAACUGGUUCUCCUCCACAGACUGAGGUCAUUGUGCCACCCAAACCUUCAAAAGUGAAGAAAACCAAACCAAAACCCAGCCUUAAGAAGACCCCUGCAGUCAGAGCUGCAUCUGCCAAACCCAAAGUAAAAGCAGCCAAAGCUACCAAGAAAUCUGUGGCAUCAAAGGCAACAAAGAAAAAUAAAACACAGUGAUACCUUUA